Molecule: messenger RNA, 797 nt
Organism: Blepharisma stoltei
Lineage: Eukaryota; Ciliophora; Heterotrichea; Heterotrichida; Blepharismidae
Source: the annotation of a GenBank genome assembly
AUGUGUGCAAAACGGAUAAUAUGGUCACUCCUAAUCGCUUAUUGUUCAGCAUCAUGCUCUGAAAAAGACGACUACUCCUAUAAAAACGAAAAUACCACAUUUUCCUUACCAAAACUCCCAUACUCCUAUAACGCUUUAGAGCCAGUGCUAUGGACUCAAGUAAUUUACUAUCAUCACAAAAAAGAACACAAAAAUAUAAUCAAUGAACUUAAUGAUUAUAUAAAAAAUAAUCAAGAUUUUGCAGGCCAAACUGUCACAGACUUAUUAUUCCUUUAUAAUUAACUAUUUUUUUUUAAAAAAUGAAUAAAUUUAUGAUAUAAGUAAAUUAUAAUGGUAUAAUUAAUUAUGGGCUCCAAGAUGAUGGGAUCGCAAAUUAUGCAGGUGGUCAUUAUAACCAUUGUUUACUAUGGUGGAUUUAUACCCUUGCAGACUGUACCAAAGAAGAACCAGAAGGAAAAUUAUUAACAAAAAUAGAAGAGAAAUGGGGAAAUUUCACUGAUUUUGUAGGGGAGUUUACGAAGACUGCGAAUUCAGUUUUUGGGAGCGGCUGGGUUUGGCUUUGUGCAGAUAGCGAAGGGAAUUUAGAAAUAAAAGCUAAGAAAAACGAAUAUUCCCCAUUGGCAGGAGGCGAGUGUUAUCCAAUAUUAGGAAUUGAUCUGUGGGAGCACGCUUAUUAUUUGAAAUUUUUAUGGGAAAGAAAAGAAUAUGUUAGCAUGUGGUGGACCAUCGUGGACUGGGAAUUAAUUGAGUAUUGGUAUGAAACUUAUGCAGCAAAUGGGCUGCCGGUGCCUGUUUAA